Neltuma alba is the source of this 1748-nucleotide messenger RNA. RefSeq names its product lysine histidine transporter 1. The transcript has 8 exons. NCBI's taxonomy places the organism in Eukaryota, Viridiplantae, Streptophyta, Magnoliopsida, Fabales, Fabaceae. Bases 47 to 1477 code for a protein of 476 amino acids. The record is from RefSeq and is a predicted model, not a curated record.
CUCAAUACUCUGUUAUAUAAAAGAGGCAUGCUUCUUAUCUCUGCAUAUGUGUGUUCGUGAUCUUCUCCGGACUCAUCAAAUGCGAACUCAAGCACCGAAGAUCGACUCUUAUCCUGCCACUGCCACUGACAGUUUUGAUGAAAGAUUAGCGAGUCAGAAGGAAAUAGAUGAUUGGCUUCCAGUUACUUCUUCAAGGAAUGCGAAAUGGUACUACUCAGCUUUCCACAACGUUACGGCCAUGGUUGGAGCUGGUGUACUCAUUUUCCCUUAUGACAUGUCCGCGCUAGGAUGGGGUCCUGGUAUGACUGUACUAGCCCUCUCGUGGAUCAUAACACUGUAUACUCUUUGGCAAAUGGUGGAGAUGCAUGAAAUGGUUCCAGGAAGGCGUUUUGACAGAUACCAUGAGCUGGGCCAGUAUGCCUUUGGUGAGAAGCUGGGCCUCUACAUUGUGGUGCCUCAGCAACUUCUUGUUGAAGUUGGCGUGAACAUUGUCUACAUGGUCACUGGAGGGGAGUCAUUGCGGAAGUUCCACAAAAUCGUCUGUCGUCAUGACUGCGAUAAGAUGAACAAGUUAUCCUAUUUCAUUAUGAUCUUUGCCUCUGCUCAAUUUGUACUAUCCCAUCUCCCCAACUUUAACGCUAUUUCUGGUGUAUCUUUGGCAGCCGCCGUCAUGUCCUUUAGUUAUACUACAAUGGCCUGGGCAGCAUGUUUAAAACAGGAUAUUGUACAUAAUGUAGGUUAUACAUACAGGUCAGAUCAUAGGACUGCAGAGAAUGUGUUAAGCUUCUUUAAUGCCCUUGGCAAUGUGGCUUUUGCCUAUGCUGGACACAACGUGGUGCUGGAAAUCCAAGCAACAAUCCCAUCUACACCUGAGAAACCAUCCAAGGGUCCUAUGUGGAGAGGCGUUGUUGUCGCCUAUAUAAUCGUGGCUUUAUGCUACUUCCCAGUUGCUAUCUUUGGUUACUGGGCUUUUGGAAAUCAGGCAGUGGACGAAAAUAUUCUCAUUACGUUAAAUAAACCAGCAUGGCUUAUUGCUACGGCUAAUUUGUUUGUCGCUCUCCAUUUAUGUGGAAGCUAUCAGAUUUAUGCAAUGGCAGUUUUUGACAUGAUUGAAACCGUGUUGGUAAGAAAAAUGAAAUUCAGACCUACUAAGUUUCUUCGUUUUGUCGUGCGCAAUGUAUAUGUGGGGUACACAAUGUUUAUUGCUAUCACCUUCCCAUUUUUCAAUGGUCUCCUGGGGUUUUUCGGAGGAUUUGCUUUUGCCCCCACAUCAUACUUUCUGCCUUGUAUCAUGUGGCUCACAAUCCGCAACCCAAGGAGAUUUAGCUUGUCUUGGUGGGCUAACUGGAUUUGCAUUUUGCUUGGAGUGACCUUAAUGAUCGUAGCACCUAUUGGCGGAUUCAGGACAAUCAUAAUUAAAGCCAAGACCUACAACUUUUACUCUGAAGUUAACAGUCACUCUCUGAAGAAAGAGUGAUUUGUGGCAUAUGCAAAUCAAUAGAAACGAAUGAAGCUGAUGGACCUGAAGCGGAGCUGGGGACUUGUUUGUUGGGGUUAGCCCGCAAAUCUUCACGACAGAUGUAUAUUAUAUUUGUAGUUUUCUAUUAUAUGAGAACAUGUUGCUGGUGUUUCUUCUGGGAAGACUAUUGUCUGUGUUUCUUCUGGGAAAACUAGAAUUUCUAUUCCUUUAAUUUAUCGCUCCAACCGCAAUAAGAGCAGUGUCCAAUAUAUGUCGAUUUGCAUUGAAA